Molecule: messenger RNA, 621 nt
Organism: Saprolegnia parasitica CBS 223.65
Lineage: Eukaryota; Oomycota; Saprolegniomycetes; Saprolegniales; Saprolegniaceae
Exons: 1
Coding region: 45-608 (187 amino acids)
Biological process (GO): regulation of DNA-templated transcription
Molecular function (GO): sequence-specific DNA binding; DNA-binding transcription factor activity
Source: RefSeq, a predicted model, not a curated record
GGGGAAGCGGACCCAGUGCGAGCACUCGAUCGGAGACAGCAUCGAUGGCAACGAAGCCAGCACCGUUCGUGCACCAGCUUCUGCGCAUGCUUAAGCACGAGCCCGAGGAUGUGGUCGCGUGGGGACCGGACGACCACUCGCUCGAGAUCCGCGAUCGGACGCGCUUCGUGCAGGCUGUGCUGCCGCGGUACUUUCGCCACACGCGCUUCAACAGCUUUCAGCGCCAACUCAACUACUAUGGCUUCCAGCGCGUAAAGGGCCUCCCGAAGGCGACGACACGCUACUGGCAUGCGCAUUUUGAGAAAGGUCGGGUCGGUGCCAUGAGCUUGAUCCAGCGCAUCCCGCCCAGCCGCGCACUCACGACACAAGCGAUCGAGCGACCGCUCAUGCCGUCGGCCGAGCAACCGGUCGCUUGUUGGACGGCGUCGCCCGAGAAAGCUACUCCCGCAGCGGCAAACGAUGCAUCGCUGCAGCGGCUUCUGGCACCGCUCCUCUACGGCAGCGACGUUGCAGUGGACCUACCGGCGCCAAGCCCAUCGUGGCUGGACCACAUUUUUGCGGACGCGGGCUCGAGCACGUCGAUCGGAUUUGAAACAGUGCUGAUUUAGCACCACAACAUGC